AUGUACGACACUGAGCGAGGAACGCGCAGUUUGCCUCCGGCGAAAAUCGGGAAAGCCUUCCACCCCCUGCACAUCCCCGAGUUCGAUCACGGCAACCAAACCGUUCCCCUGAAACUGUUGCAAGAACUCAGGGGAAACCAGCAGUAUUGGUUGGCUGUCUUUCCCGGACUGGCUCCACCCAUGAUCCCCUUCGGCCCCGAUAUUUGCUCCAGAUCCCGAAUCUACAGGCGAACGCGAACCCACUUCGCCCCACUUCGCAACUCGCGGAGCUUCUGGAUCGGGGUGGGCGUGGAAGUUGAUUUCUGGGAGACUGUGGCCCAGGAUGCCUUCCGGAGCACGGAUGAUGACAUUUACGCCAAGAUGGGCUCCGACGUCGAGUACAGUGGCUCCACGGGCGUGGUGGUCCUUGUGGACAAAGGUCAGUCCCUCCUCACCGCUGCCAAUGUCGGGGACUCCCGUGCGGUUCUGGGCCGUCUCGAGGGCUCGCAGUGGCGCGCCGUACCGCUCACCACGGACCUAAAGCCCGAGAUGCCCGAGGAGCGAGAGCGCAUAGAGCUCAGCGGAGGUGUCGUGUGUCAGUACAGGGACGGAUCUGGCGAGGAGGCCGGACCUUUCCGGGUCUGGGACGGGCCCUGCUGCGAGAAGCCGGGCCUGGCAGUGUCCCGCAGCUUGGGUGACGGUGCCGCGCGUGCUCUGGGCGUCAUUGCUGCGCCCGUGGUGACGAAGCACAGGCUGCUGAAGGGGCAGGACAAGUUUUUGAUCAUCGCCACGGAUGGCCUUUGGGACUCCGUGGACAACGAGGAGGCGGUGCGCAUCGUCGCCAAGUUCCAGACCAUGCCAAGCAUCGCCUUGAAAGCCCUCACCGAGGCGGUGCGACGCGCCGAAGGCGACGAGCUGGUGGACGACACGACUAUUCUUCUGAUCCAUUUCCGUGAGUAG
Messenger RNA from Symbiodinium natans, 939 nucleotides. Lineage: Eukaryota; Dinophyceae; Suessiales; Symbiodiniaceae. The record is from the annotation of a GenBank genome assembly.